Molecule: messenger RNA, 1504 nt
Organism: Stegostoma tigrinum
Lineage: Eukaryota; Metazoa; Chordata; Chondrichthyes; Orectolobiformes; Stegostomatidae
Gene: anp32b
Product: acidic (leucine-rich) nuclear phosphoprotein 32 family, member B
Exons: 7
Coding region: 375-989 (204 amino acids)
Biological process (GO): regulation of apoptotic process
Cellular component (GO): nucleus
Molecular function (GO): histone binding
Source: RefSeq, a predicted model, not a curated record
AGUCUUUAUUCCCACCCAUGGUUCGCUCGCUCGUCCUCAGCUCUGCUGCUGUUUGGCGCCGGGGAGAGAACUUGGCGUUUGGUCACAUUACCGAUACACUGAGAGUAGACCGUCAAACUGACUCCUUGCCUGGAGUAUAAAUUCGUCAUUUUAAACUCUUGAAAUUGAUUUAAAAAUGGAUAUGAAGAGGAGAAUCCAUCUGGAACUUCGGAACAGAACGCCGUCUGAUUAAGGGCCUCAAUUGGCAAAUCAUUUGUUCGUUCUAGGUGCGGGAGCUUGUUCUCGACAACUGCAGAUCGAAUGAAGGUAAAAUUGAAGGUCUGACGGCCGAAUUUGAGAACCUGGAGUUCCUCAGCCUCAUAAACGUUGGGUUGAUGUCUGUCACAAACCUUCUCCGUCUUCCCAAACUGAAAAAGCUCGAACUAAGCGACAACAGGAUUUCUGGAGGGUUAGACAUCCUGGCGGAGAAGCUUCCAAAUCUCACACAUCUAAAUCUUAGUGGAAACAAACUCAAAGACAUCAGUACGUUGGAACCUCUGAAAAAGUUGGAGAACUUGAAGAGUCUGGAUCUUUUCAAUUGUGAAGUGACGAACUUGAAUGACUACAGAGAAAGUGUGUUCAAGCUCCUCCCCCAGCUCAUGUACCUCGAUGGGUACGAUCAAGAAGACCGGGAGGCUCCGGACUCGGAUGCAGAAGCUGAUGGUGUUGAUGAUGACGAGGAUGAUGAAGAAGGAGAGGAAGAGGAGGAGGAAGAUGAAGAAGAAGAUGGAGAAGAAGAACUAGAUGAUGAGGAGGAGGAAGAUGAAGAAGGGGAAGAUGAUGAAGAUGAAGUCAGUGCAGAGGAAGAGGAGGGUUAUGAACAUGACGGUGAGCUUGACGAAGAAGAUGACGAUGAAGAGGAUGAUGAGGAUGAAGAGGAGGAGGAAAGCACUAAAGGACAGAAGAGAAAAAGAGACACAGAGGAUGAAGGGGAGGAAGAUGAUGAUUAAGAAGCCAAGUGGCCUGAAGGACUACCUAGUACUGGUUGGGCUAUAAUGCCUCCCUUCCCUGCCCUGAUCCCUGACCCUUACCCCAGAUUGAUGACUGUUGGAUACCUGCACAGCACUGAAUUAUCAUGGAGCCAGCAGUUGCCAAUGUCUUGACAUUCCUUGUAUUUAUAAAUGCAGUUAAUCCAUAUUCCAAAACCCAUAUGGAGUAGUGAAACUGGGUAGAAUUUGGUCCAGUGCUUUUAUGAUAUUGGGGUUUCUUAGGUUUCCUGCUAAGACUAUUUCCAUAGCAACAAGAACAGAUAAGGUGAUUGGAUAGUCAUGUUUGUAAAUGACUGCCUGUUACAGCGAGGUUAUAGUAUCGAUCUUUAUGUAAGUCAAAAAGCUUUGUAAAUAAAAUCUUAAACUUUUUGGUUUGUUCUUCGAUAUUGCAAUACCAUUUUGGGUGUUAUUUACAAAUGCAAGAUGUUUCUAAACUAACAGUUUUUGGAAAGUUAAUAAAUGGUUUCUUUUAAAAA